Molecule: messenger RNA, 1064 nt
Organism: Nerophis lumbriciformis (worm pipefish)
Lineage: Eukaryota; Metazoa; Chordata; Actinopteri; Syngnathiformes; Syngnathidae
Product: transmembrane protein 182-like
Cellular component (GO): membrane
Source: RefSeq, a predicted model, not a curated record
CAGACAAAAGAGAGGUGUCAGUCGCAUUGAGUUUGAAGAGAAGAUCGUUGUGAGGAGGAAUUUGGGCCGUAGCUAUGAGGGUGGGAGCUGCAGCCUUGGCUGGGGGGAUAUUCGGGUCACUGGGGACCAUGUGUUUCUUCCUGGCCUUUGGGACAGACUACUGGUUGGUGGCCAGUGACAACUGUGGACCUUACACAUGGCCCACAAUGAAAGAAAACAAUUCCAAUUGGACUGAGUUUGUAAAUGCAGUCGACGUGUCUCCUGCUUCCCUCACCCUCCACCAUGAAGGCUUUUUCUGGCGCUGCGUGUUCCAGGUAGAGCCUGCUGCAGAUGCAGUGCUGGCAACUCUCUUCACCAACCAACCAGAAUCCAAGGUGUGUGUCCAUGGCUACCUCUUCCCACUACCAGUUACACUUGGCCCAGUACCUCAUCCCUUCUAUGACGCGACAGCAGUUUUCAGAGGUUUCUGGACAGUCUUCAUAAUCCUGGCAUUGGUCUCAGCUCUGACUGGGAGCUUCCUCCUGGUCUGCGGGGUCCCUUUUAUCAGCCAUAAACUCUACAAGCUUGGAGGAGCCUUUUUCAUCAUUGCUGCAUGCUCGUUCCUCUUCGUUUUGCUGCUCUUCGUGCUGUGGAUGGAAGUGGUGGACGUGAAACGUUACAUCCUCCAGGAGAGAGGCGAGACAUGUUCUGAUGGCCAAGUUUCAGUAUUCUAUGGCCUGUCGUUUAUGGUGGCUGCAGCCGGCGUCCCCCUGGAGCUCGUGUCUGGGCUAGUCUUCAUGCUUGUGGGCCGAGCGCUGCUUGCCAACAAGUGAGCAGGCCAUCUGGCAUACAUGCAGGGGGUGACGCAACUGACCUUUUUAUAUAUCCUGCACGAGGACUGAGCAGCUAUUCUUGCAAAAUGUCGUCACCUUUCUGUGGAGGUACGACAACAGAGACGCACGUUGGAAAUAAAGUAUAAUGUUAUUAUAGCUCAAAAUAACAACAAUCUACAUAAGGACAAAUUUGCCUCGGAUUUGAUGAAAUUGAAAAGAUAUAUACAGUUUAUACGCAUCUGUACAUUUUUA